UGGGAGGGGGAAGGGUAGGUGUUUGGGUAGCCGAGCUGGGCCGUGGGAGGGAGGGACCGAGCUGACUGAGGGUGGCCCGCGGACGGCGCCGGCGGAGAAUGAGAGCCCGGCUGGAAUGAAAGGCGAGAUACAGCAUGGAACAAGCCUUUCUGGCCCAAUGAGUCACGCCGCCCAGCAACCCACCUAUUUAACACUAGCCUAAUCACAGGACAAUUUACAAUGACCAAUUAACAUCAAGAAAAUGCCCGAAGGGUCGGAGGACUGUAGGCACUGGCAGGCCCAUUGACAUCCAUCCCCUGUAACUGUUCCAGUAAUUCAUCCAAUCCUGACCAUGGCACAAGGGAGCCAACAGAUUGAUAUUCAGGUGCUGCAUGAUCUCCGGCAGCGCUUCCCUGAGAUCCCAGAAGGCGUGGUGUCUCAGUGCAUGCUGCAGAAUAACAAUAACCUGGAAGCCUGUUGUUUGGCCCUUGCCCAAGAGAGCAACAAAUACCUGUAUGGGGAGUUCCACAGCACAGAUGAUGCCAGAAUGAGCAGAAACCACAUGCUGCAGAUUAACCUGGGUAUCCAGCCUCCAGCAACAUACCAGACAGGGGAUGGUGGUCAACUCAAUGGUGGUCGAACGCUGGUCCAUAGUACAAGUGAUGGCCACAUUGAGCCUCAACGAGGAGGUGGUCAGCAACUUGUGCGACUGAUACAGGAACCACAUUCUGCCCCAGCAAUUGUAGCAAAUCCACCUGGCUACAACCCUUUCUUUGUAAGUGACCAAGGCCGGAAUACAGGUACUCCUCCCCCACCAUCUCAACAGCCAACAUCCCUUCAGCCAAGCUUGAAUACAUCACCUAUGCAAGGUCUUUCUCCAACAUAUCAACCCAUAUCUCGGUACACUAUAAACCCUAUUACAGUAACCUUGUCACAGAACUUACCAUCUGGUCAGACUGCUCCAACUGCAUUGCAUAUACAUGGUGGUCCAUCACAGAUGCAGAACACUCCCUAUGGGAUUGGUAAUUCUAUUUAUAUUAGGCCAACAUCUGGACGACAGACUCCUCAAAACACAGCUUGGACUUCUAGUCAAUGUCCUCUCCCACAGUAUAAUCAUCAUCCUCCACCUGUUUAUCAACCACAACAAACUUAUCAGCCUUCUCAGUAUUCUCCUAAACAGCCACAGCUUCCUCAGCAAGCAUUUCGAUCACCACCUCCAUCACAGUUCAGCUCACCUUACAGCUCUCCUCAGCAUCAGGUACAAGCCAACCAGCAAGGUCAUCAGACUUCCCACGUCUUUAUGCCGAUUAGUUCUCCCACAAUGACGCAUCUCCCGUACCAGCCUCCUCAGAAUUAUCCACAACAAGGCAGCCAGUCGUUGUCCUAUAUGCCUUAUUCUGUGUCAGGAUUGUCCAAAGCUCCUAUGAAAAAUCAGAUAGAAAUCAAAUUGGAAGCACCACAGCGAUCGGCUGCCAAUGUCACUAGAAGUUCAUCUCCUGUCAGCAGUCAGCCUGCUUUGCGGAGUCAUCCUACAUUGUAUAUUGCCACCAAUUCACCAUCCAGCUCACCGUCAAGAGGAAUGUCGGGACAAAUGAGUGUUGUUCAACCACAGCCAGUGUAUAGUGUACCACCUACGUAUAUUCACCAUCAACCAUCGCGACCUCGGUCUACAACUGCUGGCAGUAACCAAGUAAACGCUCCUCGUGUGGUUGUAACGCAGCCUAAUACUAAAUACACCUUCAAAAUCACAGUUUCUCCAAACAGACCACCUUCAAUUUCCAGAGGUGUGGCAUCACCUACUUUUGAUCCUGGGAGCAUCUUGAAUUUAGUGGAUUGUCAAGGAGAGCAUCCUGGAGCUCCAGAACCGAUCCAGCCAAUAUCAGCACUAACAGGGUCUGCUGUUGAUAAACGAAAUGAGGACCAAAGGCGAAAGUCAAGUUCAGGGUCAGAUGACUAUGCUUACACUCAAGCGCUAUUGCUCCAUCAAAGAGCUCGAAUGGAGCGAUUACUAAAAGAGCUAAACCUGGAGAAACAAAAGCUGGAGAAGCUGAAAGCUGAGGUCAAUGAAAUGGAAUAUGAUUUAAUGCAACGGCGGCUGAGGAGGGUGAACUCCAACACCUCAAUACCUACACCAGAAGAGAUGACCAGAUUUCGAAGUCUGAACCGACAACUACAAAUUGACAUUGACUGUACUUUGAAAGAAAUUGACCUUUUACAAUCCAGAGGGAACUUUGAUCCAAAAGCCAUGAAUAAUUUUUAUGACAAUAUAGGAUUAACUGGCCCUGUAGGAGCUGUUCCCCCAAAACAUAGUAAAAAAGGUUUCCAUUGUGAUGCUUUUGUCACCCUCCUGAACCCCUUUCUCUGUUUUUAUCACAGGAUUUGAAGAGGCGUCAAGCAACCAAAAGCUGAUUUCAUCUAAUGUGAAAGACAACAGUCAAUAUCUUUAGACUAUUUAAUGCCUUUAUGAAAAGGUUAUGAAGCAAUUACUGGUGUCAUCCAACUUAAGGGCCAUCCUAUGACUUCAUCUUUCCUUGCUCCCAAGGCAAUGUUUGUUUCAGAGCAUUGUGGAUAAGGUUCAAUCAGGUUAUUGCAGGAGUAUUUAUUAUUUGGCACAGCAUAGAGUUCUUUAAUUCUUUAAAGACCUACCAUUUCCAAUAACCUGAUGAUUUUAUGAGCUGAUCUGGUUGGUAACUCACAACAUUCCUUCAGGCUGCCCCUUCCAUUAUAUGUUGAGGUACACCACUUCCCUAUCCCAAAAUUUUUUUUACACCUUACCCCCAGGCUGUCUUGGUGUUUCAACUCCUUGGUUGCACCAGAGCAAGAGUAUGUAUUCUUUGUAAUUCAAAGUGCUUGUCUGAAUUGCCUUUUGUUCAAAAUUUUCCUAAAAUGGAAUUGCCACUAGAUGGUGGUGUUGUAUGAUUUAUUUUAAAACGACCUGCAUUUGCAAUCCCAUUGUAUAUUUUUCCACAUUGCAGAAAUAGAUCAGUCCUUUAUUAUAGUUUGAUAAAAUAUUUUUCAGCAAUGUAAGUAUUUUAUAACGUUUGUUUAUUUUUGCAUUGGGUAGAGAACUUACUGAAGAAGAUAAUAUGUUUAAAAUUGCUUUAGACCAGUGGCUUCCAGUGUGGUGAUAUCGGCCCCUAGGGGCAGUGGGAGUUUCCAAUGGGGCAGUAAAAAUAAAGGGCAUGAUGGGGUUGGGGUAUUCUGUAGCAAGGGGGGUAGCUGAGGGAAUAAAUACUGUUUUCACAAUGGCAAAUAAAAGCAUGCCCCAUGUUCUCAUUUCUCGACUAUUUCAGGAGUUUUGUACUGACGAUGAUGAACAAUUUGAAUGCCUGCUGUUGCACACAGAAGUCAGAUGACUUUCAAAAGGAAAGUGCCUGAGAUAUUUUAUGUGGUUCUUGAAACUAAUAAAACUCUUUGAAGACUAGCAAUAUUCAUUCAGUAAUCAACUGAAGAAUAGUACGCAUGAUGUUGCUUAUAUUGUCAGAAUUGUUUGCAAAGUUUAAUCAAUCAAUUGCAAGGAAGUGUGUCUUAUCAAUGUCAAAUCAUUUAUCUCCACAUUUCUGUCUAAGUUAACUGUAUUUAAGUGCAUGUUGGCUGUUGCAACUUUUUCCAGCUUCAGAGUCUCUCUGAGUUGGAAGUGAAAGAAAGAAUACCAGAUAAUAAUCAAGUAUAUUGUGCUCUCCUAGGUGAGCUGCAUAAAGUUAUAUCAGAGACAUUUCAGAAUUUUCUCGAUCUAAAUUCCAGAUUGGGCAAUAAAUCCAUUCCUGAACACUUGGAAGAAGAACUAACAGGAAAGGUGGAGGAAGAACUGAUCCUGCUACAGAAUGACUUUGAGCUAAAGCAAAGGUUCAAAAUAUCAUAUUACGACUUUUGGUUGCAGAAUGAAAUCUCUGAAUGCUAUCCUGCACCAUGGAAAAAGGUUAAGAUGUUCUUUAUCAUCUUUCCAACAACAUAUUUAGUGGAGCAAGGUUUGAGUGCAGUCACACAACUUCUUUCAAAGCAAUGAAACAGUCUGCAAGUUACUGAAUGUAGGGAUCUGAGACAUCUGAGUCCUUCAGCCUAAUGUUGAGAAGCUGUUAUCUCUGCACCAAGCCCAUCCAUCUCAUGAAAGGUGAUAAGGCAAUGAAGUGAUGUAUAGUUGGACAACUAAUGUAUGCUCUAAAAUUUUUUGUACUGUAAUUAAAUAAAGAAUAA
Molecule: messenger RNA, 4173 nt
Organism: Hypanus sabinus (Atlantic stingray)
Lineage: Eukaryota; Metazoa; Chordata; Chondrichthyes; Myliobatiformes; Dasyatidae
Gene: tab3
Product: TGF-beta activated kinase 1 (MAP3K7) binding protein 3
Exons: 9
Coding region: 332-2362 (676 amino acids)
Cellular component (GO): extracellular exosome
Molecular function (GO): ubiquitin binding
Source: RefSeq, a predicted model, not a curated record